UGUGUAUUUUGCUAUAGUCGAUGAAAAAUACCUCAAUCUCGACAAAAAAAGGUCAACUGGAACUACAGGCCAAACAUUUGUCCCUCAAUUGUAUUGUAACUUAAUAGUUCAUUGUUAACUGAAAAUGGGUUUGCGAGGCACUGGCUUUCUCCUCCAGUGUUACCUGAUGUUGGCAGCAGCCAUGUAUUUUGAUCUCGGGGAACAGGAGGAAAAAUGCAUCAUCGAGGAGAUUCCUGAAGACAUGCUGGUCAACGGUUAUUUCUUGUUGGAGCCCUGGGAUAUGAAGGCGUUCACCAACUCCCCUCACCUCGGCGUCACUGUGACAGUCAGAGACCCAAACCAUGAGGUUGUGAUGUCCAAACGCUACGGUAAAUUUGGUAAAUUUACCUUUACGGCUCAUGCCUCUGGUCAGCAUUACCUUUGCUUCCAAACCAACUCCACAAGGUUUUCUGUCUUUGCUGGAGAGAGGAUGAAGCUACAUUUGGACGUUCAGAUGGGAGAGCACUCGAUUGACCCCAAAAAAGACAAGACAAAAGACAACAUGGAAAUUCUGGAGAACAGCAUCAGACACCUCAUAGAUCAGAUGAUGUACAUCACCAGGCAGCAGGAGUACCAAAGGGAGAAAGAGGAGGUGUUUCGUCAGAUCAGUGAGGAUACCAACAGUAAAGUGCUUUGGUGGGCCGUGGUGCAGACCUCUGUGUUGCUGUCGGUUGGAUUUUGGCAGAUAAAACGACUCAAAGACUUCUUCAUCGCCAAGAAGCUGGUCUGAGGAUGACCUCUGACCUGUAAGCUCAAGCCAGAUGACCUUAGAGCAUGUUCCACCCACACUUGUUUAUAUACUGCAACAACUAUACUAUGCCAAACACUUAGAAAUUAAAAGCUCUCUUUUCUUGUUGCAGCUAGUGAAAUGUACAUGGCAUAUAGGAUUACAAAUAAUGUAUGGAUCAAAUUGUGAAAUUCUAUGGAUGUGAGACAUUAAAAAACAAUAACAAUGCUUUUAAAAUGUUGUUUGGAUUUGAUGUGGACUAUCUUACCAAAACGACACUGUUACCUUUAGAGACUGUACUUCAUUUAUUAGAGCAGGGGAUUGGCAUUUCUCCUUGAACCUUUCUGAGUGACUGAGGUAAAUACAUGACCCUUCCUCCACCAUAAAUAAUAUUGUUUUACAGUUUCGGCUUAUGAUAAAUGGUGUGAUUUUGGAGGGUUGGUUUUUUUUUUAAGAAAACAUGCCUUUGAAAACCUAUUUGCAGGUUUUGAGAUUCUAAGGUUAUUUUAAAUAUAUACAAAAUACAGCCAUUUAAGUUCUAAUGUCUCAACCCUAAUCCAUAUUAAAAUACAUUAUUCCCUCCCCUGU
Messenger RNA from Plectropomus leopardus (leopard coralgrouper), 1354 nucleotides. RefSeq names its product transmembrane emp24 domain-containing protein 11. The record is from RefSeq and is a predicted model, not a curated record. Lineage: Eukaryota; Metazoa; Chordata; Actinopteri; Perciformes; Serranidae.